Messenger RNA from Miscanthus lutarioriparius, 216 nucleotides. The record is from the annotation of a GenBank genome assembly. NCBI's taxonomy places the organism in Eukaryota, Viridiplantae, Streptophyta, Magnoliopsida, Poales, Poaceae.
AUGGCCGACUGGGGUCCCGUGGUGGUGGCGGUGGUGCUGUUCGUGCUGCUGUCGCCGGGCCUGCUGCUGCAGCUGCCGGCCAAGGGCGGGCGCUUCGUGGAGUUCGGCAACUUCCAGACCAGCGGCGCCUCCAUCUUCGUCCACGCCAUCCUCUUCUUCGCGCUCGCCGCCAUCUUCCUCAUCGCCAUCGGGGUGCACAUCACCACAGACCCUUAG